Messenger RNA from Gryllus bimaculatus (two-spotted cricket), 549 nucleotides. NCBI's taxonomy places the organism in Eukaryota, Metazoa, Arthropoda, Insecta, Orthoptera, Gryllidae. The record is from the annotation of a GenBank genome assembly.
AUGUGUGAAAAAUCAAGAAGAAAAUUUGUAAGAUCGUUACAAUUUGAUAACGAUUCUAGUGAUAGUGAACCACAGAUCGAAAAGAAAAUGGUACAUGUAGUUGAACCAAGGAAAAAGAAAAGAAAAUAUGUAGAAGGCAGUGUUGAUGAUGAUGUAGAUAACCAUGAAUUGGAAACGAAAUCGAAGGACGAUCAUGUUUCUACUGAAUUAUUUCAAACAGAUUGCUCAGAUCCCACUGCAAGUGAGAAAAAGAGAUAUUUUGAUACAUUUACUACAGAGGCCAAGAAAGCAUUUAAAUGUAAAGUUAAAAAUCUUCAAACAUUCUAUUCAAAUCAACAGAACAAAUGCAAUGAGAUGAUUGCCAAUGAGAUCAGCAAGUAUGAAGAUGGUUACAUAGAUUGCAAUAAUGACACAAAAAACAAUUUGAUAACUGAAUUAAACAAUAUUCAGAGAAAUAUGAUUCAAGAAAUGCAGAGGACAGCAAUGAAAGACAUGCAGCAAAACCUCAAAGAAAUGUACUCAAAAUAUUCAGAAAAUUCAACCCCUUCA